AUGGCAUCCCAUGAUGCUGUAGGCGCCAUGCAUAAGAAGACAACCUACACGUUUGAUCAGCCUGACAACUAUCAUAUGAUAGCUGCUGCCAAUGCGAAUACACGCAAACAUCGCAGACAGCAUCAACGGACACACAGUGAUGAUCCCACCGAUUCAGGAUCACUCACCUAUUCGGCAGCGUCCUCGAUCAAUAGUGCAGGAGAGUCCACCGAUAGCAGCUUUGCGGAUAUCAUGAAAGUCCUCGAUAUGCAGGAUCCUAACGAGUUGGGACCAUUGAUGAAGGAGAAGGGACUGUCGCAUGCCGACUAUCACCGUUUGCAGCAACAACAUGCAGCAAGCCUUCAAGGGCAGGCUCAGGCGCAAAUCAAAGCAAAGUCUUCGCAAGCUUCCACGUCAUCCUCGUUGCAAUAUUCCACGGAUGGAGAGUCCAAUCUCCUGCAUGGAACUGAUCUGGUAUCUACCGUCACAGGCCAACCGAGUGAUAGCAUGGCCAAUGAUGGAGGCAGCUACAACAAUGAAUCGGAAUCGGCCUUUGACAAUAUUACUUUUGCUCCUGCCGACCCAACAGACAGUCUCAAAAAGAGAAAGAAAGAGAAGAGACAACUCAAGGGAAGAGAUGGUUCUAGCAUUUCGGCUGGUUCAGCUGGUGAAUCUUCAUCCAAUGGCAAAUACACCUUGGAACCCAAGCAGUCUUUAUCCAGCAUGAACACUUCCAGACAGAGCGGUGGCAAAUCGGGUAGCCGACAAUAUCAUCGCAAGAACAACACUCCUCCUCCUGUGCCUCGGGUUGACACGACUGUCGAGGAAGACAUUUGUUAUGCGGAAUGGUGGAUGUCAUGCUUUCCGGAUGCUUUCAGGGAAAUGAUGCCUCGACGCUAA
Molecule: messenger RNA, 879 nt
Organism: Seminavis robusta
Lineage: Eukaryota; Bacillariophyta; Bacillariophyceae; Naviculales; Naviculaceae
Source: the annotation of a GenBank genome assembly